AUGUCUGCAUUACUCGAUCAAUCUUCUUCAUCGUCAUCUUCUCCCAUUAUAAAUAACAACGAUCCAAUUGAUAAUAAUAAUAAUAUCAGCCAAGAAUCUUCUACCAAUAAUAACAACAUAUCUUCAAUAUUCUCUUUAUUAAAUCAUCACGAACAAUCCAACAACAAUAACAAGAAUGUUACAGAUGAUGUAAAUGUUUCAAGCGAUUCUUCUAAUAAUCAAACUAGCGAUGUUGUUAGUGACAUCACCACAUCUGAUAAUUCAACAGCCAAUUCUUCUUCAACAUCUUCUCAAGAAAACCAUCAUAAUGGUCACUGGAGACGUUAUUCUGAACCAAGCUUAUCCCAUGACAACAAUCAAAAUAAUAAUCAAUCAUCACUUGAAUCUGCUACUGCUAUCGACGUUACCCCAUCUACCGAUCUUACAUCACCUAUCGAUGUUACUUCACCUUCUAAUACUGCUGCCGUUGACGAUAAUGGUCAACAAUCGUCACAAAAAGUCAAACGUAAACGUAUCACUCAAGAUCAAUUAAUUGACCUUAUGUCCGUAUUUGAAAAAACUGACACUCCUAGUUAUGAUGUCCGUGAAAAAUUGGCCAAGAAAUUAAAAAUGACAAACAGAGAAGUUCAGGUGUGGUUCCAAAAUAGACGUGCAAAAGCUAAUCGUGCAAAAGCAAAUGAACAUAAUGCUUCUCAACAACAUCACCGUUUCUUACAUCAUCAUUCGGUUACUGCUACUCACCAUACUGCUAACGGUCAUCAUGGUCGUAAUAAUCGUCGACAUUCUUACGCACACCCUCCCUCCUCCUCACAUUCACCUUCUGCCACAUCAUCACAUAAUAAAAUAACUACUCAACAUAAUCAUAAUCGUACUAGACCAAGAGCAUCAACUGUUUCUGGCGCGACACCUACCCAUAACAACUUUAAUAACAUUAUUAACGUUAAUAAUUAUCAUCAUAACUAUCUUCAUAAUCGUCAUCAUAAUGCCUACAUAUCACCGUCACAUUACAGCAGUGGCAACAAUAACAAUUCAUUAAAUCAAAGAAUGUUGUAUCCAUUACCACCCCUUAAAAUAAAUAAUGAAAAUGGUGACGAUGAAGAUGAAGAUGAAGAUGACCUUGGUUGA
Entrophospora candida is the source of this 1125-nucleotide messenger RNA. The record is from the annotation of a GenBank genome assembly. Lineage: Eukaryota; Fungi; Glomeromycota; Glomeromycetes; Entrophosporales; Entrophosporaceae.